Molecule: messenger RNA, 7067 nt
Organism: Mugil cephalus (flathead mullet)
Lineage: Eukaryota; Metazoa; Chordata; Actinopteri; Mugiliformes; Mugilidae
Product: probable ribonuclease ZC3H12C
Exons: 6
Coding region: 235-2934 (899 amino acids)
Cellular component (GO): cytoplasmic ribonucleoprotein granule; nucleus
Molecular function (GO): RNA endonuclease activity; metal ion binding; mRNA binding
Source: RefSeq, a predicted model, not a curated record
AAGCAACUAACUACUGGAGCAGCAGCGUCUGCAGACAAGUCCUGUUUUUUUUUUCAUGUGAAUGCUUUGGGAACAGUUUCCACGCGAUGGUGAAUGAAUUCAAGAUGGGACGGAUGAUAAAAUUUCAAACUCACGACCAGUCAGUGUAAAGUUAAACAUCAUCAGUAGCGGUGGGGUCAUUCAGGUGCCUGUGAGGUGACGGAGGACCCAGAUCUGGAUGUAUGAGACGGCUUCAUGGGCCUGAAGGACCAUCUGGAGGAUGGGACAGGCCACAUCCUCAGUCUGGGGCUGGAUCUGGACUACCUCCACGUGGAAGGUGCUGAGCGUCAAGCUGGACCGGGCCUUGUGACGUCCGCUGGGAAGAUAGUUAGAUCCGACGCCCACGGAAGCAGCAGUAACAGCGCUGGUAGCAGUAACACUAGUUUUAGUACUCGUUCAAGCUAUAGCAGCAGUAGCAGCUGCAGUACUUUUUCCGAGGAGAGCGCCAUCUCUGACAGCGAAGAUGAACGUCUCCAAACUGGGUCCGAAGCUAAAAACCACAGAGAAUCCCCCUCAGCCUGUCAGCCGGCCAGGCUGGACCUGGCACCAAAUCAACCCCCUGGAGAACCCACACCGCAGGACACAUUGCCCACCACCGACCCCAUCACCGACUGCCGCACCAAGGUGGAGUUUGCUCUCAAGCUAGGCUACUCUGAGGAGCUAGUGCUGCUGGUCCUGAGGAAACUGGGCCCAGACGCACUUAUUAAUGACAUUCUGGGAGAGUUGGUCAAACUGGGAACCAAGACAGAGAUGGAGCAGCAAGGAGGCCCAACUGUCUCCCAUUCUCCCUCUUCCUCUUUGUCUUCGUCUUUUGCCUCGUCCACCUCGUCCUCCAACUCCUCUCUGGACUCCUGCCGUCUGCUGUGUCAAUCCCAGCUAGUGGACAACAAAGAAAACCUCCGGCCUGUUGUUGUCGACGGGAGCAACGUCGCCAUGAGUCAUGGAAAUAAGGAAGUGUUCUCGUGCCAAGGCAUCCAGCUGGCGGUUGAUUGGUUCUUGGAGCGAGGCCACCGCGACAUCACAGUUUUCGUCCCUGCCUGGAGGAAGGAGCAGUCCCGACCUGAUGCUCUCAUCACAGACCAAGAGAUCUUACGGCGACUGGAGAAAGAGAAGAUCCUGGUUUUCACUCCAUCUCGACGCGUGCAGGGCCGUCGGGUGGUUUGCUACGACGACCGGUUCAUCGUGAAACUGGCCUACGAGUCCGAUGGAAUAAUCGUCUCCAAUGACAACUAUCGGGACCUAGCCAACGAGAAACCAGAGUGGAAGAAGUUCAUUGAUGAACGCCUGCUGAUGUACUCAUUUGUGAACGACAAAUUCAUGCCACCUGAUGACCCACUGGGACGCCACGGACCAAGCCUGGAGAACUUUCUGAGGAAGAGACCUGUCAUACCUGAACACAGGAAGCAGCCAUGUCCUUACGGGAAGAAGUGCACAUAUGGCCACAAGUGUAAGUUUUACCACCCCGAGAGAGGCAGCCAGCCCCAGCGUGCCGUAGCCGAUGAGCUCCGAGCCAGUGCCAAAAUUUCAUCAGUUGCUUCCAGAGGCCUGUUGGAACACACCUUGAUGGUGAAGAGCCAAAGUGCUGAUCAAUCAGAAGGAAUGGUUGAGGCUGAACCACGCCAGGGAGCCAUAAAUAAACAACCUAUCCAGAUGCCUCAGGCUGCCUUCACCGAACUCAUGGAUGACAGAUUUAGGGUUCACGCCAAAGUGGAGGGACGUAGGGGAAGCAACAGCAGCAGCAGCAGCAGCUGUAGUGGCAGCACUGUAGGCCAUCCUGCUCCAGGUGGACCUCCUUCAUCGGGACGUUUGGACCGAUGGGAGCUCCCUGGGGGAAGUAGUGGAGCCAACUCCAGGGUUGCUGGAGUCUUAGGAUCAAGCCAGGCUGAGACCUACUACAGAUGCGAGUCUCCAGAGAUGGGAUACAGCUCCCUUGUGAAGUCCUAUUCAAGCCUCAAUCUUGCAGUGCCACAAACCCCUGAAUGCUUCUUUCCAGCUGAUCUGCGAGCAAGUUCACUGCUGUCAGACUGUAGCAGCGAAGGCAGCGUCAGCUCAGACUCUUUCUCCCCUGACCCCGUCUUAGACGACAGCCCCCAGUGUCACCACCACCAUCACCACCAUUCUGGCCAGUACACCCACCUUCCGAGCCACGUCCCUCCCGGACUGGGCCAGCGUUCUCCUCGUGGCUAUUCCGUUCCUCAAGGACUACGGCGACAACUUGCAUUUAGUGCGGCAGACCUUCCAUCCUCCGUUCCCUCUCAGGCAUCUCCACAUUCUUUCCAGACGCCUCCAGCCUAUGUCCCACGCCAGCAUCAGCAUCCUCUAAUGACCGGUUUUUCGGGAGAGUUACAACCACGUCCACCACCUCCUAUCCCAACCACUGCUCACCCCCAGUCUCAAAGCUCUCCCCUCAGCCACAGUCGGUUGGGCUCCCUUUGGCAGGAUUGCGGGCUUCAGGACUCCCGAAUGUACAAGGAAUCACCUCUUCACUCUAGAAACUACUCUGCACUAAACCAACAACCUCAGCCUCAGGCAAACUGGGAUCCAAAUUAUCAGCAUUCCCCUAAGCCUUGCUAUGACCUCUUUUCUUAUAAGAGUCUUCCAGGACUCCAUAGCAAACCUUGGCACUCUCUCUGGAGCCAGCAGGUCCAUUCAUCACCCCGUGGCCUUUCAGCAUCGAGCCUCCCAACGCAACAACAGCUGCCUCCAGCGCCUCAGCGCCAGGAGCCUCCCGGCUUGGGUCGAUACCACGACCUCAGGGAGCAGGUGUUUGUCAACUUGUGCGGCAUCUUCCCUCCGGAUCUGGUGAGGAUGGUGAUGAACAGGAACCCUCAUGUGAUGGAUGCUCAGGAGCUCGCCGCUGCAAUUUUGUUGGAGAAAUUGCAGCACGGAUCUUGAACACAGACAGAAGAUGAAGUUGAAGCUUCAUGUUUACUUGGCUCACUACUGCAGGUUUAUCCCUUGCGAUCAUCUUAACUAUUAAAGUCAGGUCGGACAACAAACCAAAUGAUGUGAGACUCCUUAAGCAGUCGCGGCUGCUAAAACUGCAAGUUUUUAAUUGCAGGGAAGUCAUCUCAUUACUUGUAAUGGUAUUCUUUUGUAAAGUGAAAUUCCAAAAUUGCCAUAUUUUUGUAUAAGUACGCCUGCUAUUUCAGCACUUAAGAUGAGGAGUGGUCGGGGUUUAAUUCGCCUUUUUUGAGCGGUUGUGAGUCAAGACGCCAUCGUGCUUAAGUAUCUUUAAAUGUGUUUUCGAGGUUGUUGUUUAUUUUUAAUUAAUUUAUUUGUUACAUUAUAAGUUAUUUAAAUACUUUUAAAAUUAUUGUUUUUUUGGCACUUUUUGUUAUUAUUGUUGUUUUUUUUUUUCGGGCAAUCAUAUCAGGGUAUGAGUAUGAGCUAAAAUUUGUGCCAUCCAUCUGAGGGAAAUAUCUGUUUUUCAGCUGCUCACACAACAAUAUGGGGUUCGUUAAAGAAUAUAAUCAAUCAAUGUAUCAAUAUAAUCAACCCGGCAAUUGCUCUGCCACAUUGCGAAUGCGUUCCCACCGUAUUUGUAACUCUUGAAUAAGCUCAACAAAGGGUUUUCUUUAUGAGCUGGCAGGUGGCAGAUCAGUUGUUGUGAGUUUUUUGUGGAUUUCCCCCAACAGGGAAGUGAAACUCAAACGGCAUCCACAAAAGGAGACAGCAAAAACUCCACUUGAAAACCCCAAGCAGUUGUUGGUGUUUGAAUUAGAGUUAUUUCCUCUGCCAGGAUAGCCCUGUCAGCUGACUUCACGGUUCAUCAGCUUUCAGUACUUAUUUUUUUUAUUUUUUUUAACAGUUCGUUUUUUUCUUCUUUUAAAUUAAACCCCAGUGGCAGCUCAGAGCACGGUCACCUGAAAUGUUUAGAUGGAACAAAGAUAGCUGGUAUUAUUAUUAUUAUUUUUUUUUUUAUUUAAAUGAUGUGUUAAUUUAUUACCUUUGAUGUGCGUGAAUGUCUGCAGUGCAUGAGACACUGGGUCUUCUCUGUUGGUGGCAUCACCUCCAGAGGUUUCUGGACCCUGAUCUGUUAAAUAUACAGAAAUCCACUACUUUGCAGUACAAGUUGGGAACUUUUCUCAGGGGUAAUAAUGAUCUCGCUGGUUAAAUUAAAACCGAGUAGGUUGAUAAGGAAAAGAAAAAGUGCAAAAUAUUACUAGUUCCUGUUGUAAUUUCACCAUUUCCAUGACUCCAUUCAUCAUUAGAGCUAAGAAAUAACCAGGAGUAAUCAUUAUAACUAAUUCUAAAUUCCUUCUCCCCUUAAAAACACGUUAAGUGCCGUGUGUGCGCUAUCUCAAUGAAACUCACUUUGAGUUGCAUGUGUUGAUUUUUUUAUUUUAUUUUUUAUUUUUUUUUUACCUCCACAGGUGCGGUUACUUUAAUGGCCCGAGGAGCAGUUCGUAAAACUAAAACUAAUUUCUAAAUGCCAGAAGACACCUCUUUGUUGAUACAAAUUGUAUCCUAUGAACUUCAGAGAUCAUUGUUUUAUAUGAAAAACAAAAAAAAAAUAGUAUUUAAACAGAAAUAUGUUGAAUAUCGUGUGGUGAAGAUCGUUGUGUCACUUUUUAGUUUUUUUUUUUGUGGGUGAUUUAAUUUUUAUUCCCUUCUUUUUCAAGUGCAGGAGGAAAGAGAAAUGCACUUUUUGGAGACAGUUAUAGUUUAUCAGUAAACUGAAAGCGCGGUAUUAUGUAGCUCCGUUUAUGAAACCUGGCGAGGUGGAAGCACAUAGAGAAGGGAAAAGGAUCAGGGUUAAAGGUGACUUGUUCUCAUUACUCUUGAGACAGAUUGAGCCUAAACACACUUCCCUUCAGAGGGCAAAGCAACCAGAACCAACAUUUUCAGUUAAGAGCAACCACAGCAAAAAAAGAAAUUAGGGUUUAAUGAGUUCUCGGAUUCGGCUGCAGGCUCUGAGGUCUGUUAACAUCUGUACUAAACAAUCCAAUGGCAAGUGGCUUCAUGCACAGCCGCCAACACACCCAGGACAUAUUUGAGGUUUUUAAAUCACAUUUGGAAUUGGUCUGCGAUCCUUGUUUACACAUUCUGUCACCAGCGUGUAGACGUGACGCUACUCCUACAUAAAUGGAGUCUCACCCCCUUUAAUCACCACUGCAAUUUUGCAAGAUUACUUGAAAAAGACAAAAGCACUGAGCUUUUUUUUUUUAAUUAUAUAUAUAUAUAUAUAUAUAUAUAUAUAUAUAUAUACACACACACACACACACACAUGUACUUGUUAACUGAUUAAGCGUGUUCAAAAGCUGGUACAUUGAUUUGUAAGUCAGGCUCCAUUGUAUAACUUGUCACCUGUCAUUUUCGUACCACUUUGUAGCCAACAGUACAUCAAACCUGACGUGUUCCCCACCCUGCCGGUCUGGCACCGUGUGCCAGUGCUUUCUGCAGAGUUUGCACCAUCACAUCUUUCUUAACCUCCUGUUGUCCUCAAAAGGAGACGCUUUUGUCUGCCAUGUACUGGUAGCGAAGGGUCAAAACACUUGUUUAUUUAUGCUUUAUUAACUUUCCUAGUUUGAUGCAACAUGAAAAUUUAACAAGUACAUGUUUGAGGACGUUGGGAUUUCAUUGUUUACAAUUCUGCUUUUGCAUGAAAACAAACAGUUUUAAUUUUUGGUUCACAUUGGUGACUUAAAUUGCAUCAUAAAGUGAAAUAAUCCCUAAGAUUUUAAAUACUUCUUAGAUCUUAAUCUUCCAAACAAAUGCUUGGGUCUCAGGAGGUUAAACGAACCCUCUAAAGCUGUUGCAGAUAUUUCCUAUGAAGCGUGUGAGCCCAAAGACUAUUUUUCUAUCGCCGUGUACUUGUUAAAUUGCUAUUUUUAUUUUAAAAAUUGUUGUCGGUGUUGCUGACUAAGGGUGUGAAAUUAUUGUUGCUAGCUGUGCAAACACAAUUAUGUGUGCGGAUUUCUUGACAAAGUGAGUUCAGACUGAACACGGAAUAACUUUCUUGCAGCGUUUAUGCAGAUUUGGGUUUAACUGUAUGCGGCUGUUAAAAUGUUUGGUGGCUAGCGCCUGACAUGAUGUUGAAAGGACCAGUGUGUAGGAUUUAGACGCAUCUUCCAAGUCUGUAGGAGGAACCUUCCACCACUUCAUCUCCAUCCAAUGCAAAAUACCCUCUCUAGUACACAAGGAAAGACAUUUACUGCCGUUAUCCUGAGAUUAACACUUAAUUAUGAUGUUACUUCAAAGAGAGUUCAUAAAGGAAGGAGACGGGACCAUUAACCUGUGGACUUCACAGAUGAGAAAGCUGUAACAGAUUUAUGAGUAAAAACAUGUGGUUCAUAUCCUGAGAAAUGUUCGUCUCAAGAUAAAGAGAUAAAUUAAUAUGUUAUUAUGAAAGAAAUUUUGCUGUCUGCAGAUAAUGGAAGUAAAAAAAAUAUUUAAGCACGUUUCUCAGCUUCAUACUGGUUGAGCAAUUGUUUGUCCACUAUGGGCUACCGUAGAAACGCCUAUAAACGUUUCUUGCGUUUAACUUAACUGCAAGGACGAUUUAAGUAAGUGGAGUCACCUUCAAAAAAAAAAAAAAUCUUUUUCUUUGUUCAAGUUCUUAGAUUUUAAACUUUGCCCUGGAGCUGGUGGCAGCGCACGUCACCGAAAUCAAGACGUGACACAUAUUUGGCUGAGCGAGCACAACGCAACACCAGCCAUCACAGACAAGCCUCGACCAAUAAAUUCAGUUGUCAUUUUGUCUUUCACAUUCAUUCAUCUGUAACUGCUUGAGUCGGUUCCAGUACGAAGGUGCUUCUGUUGUCCUUUGUGCUCCGGCUUCAGUCUGAACACACCUUUAAGAAUUUAAACGUCUCAGCCGAUGUUCAUUCGUCUGCCGUUCCUGCAUGUACGUUUAUUUUAUUCGUUGAGAUUUUUUGUAAAAUGCAAACUGUCCCUGUUUAUUGACACCUUUAUUUCUAAUGUGCUUUAAUUCAGCUUAAUUUCUGCUAGAAAAUAAAGUGACCGCGGCCUCUUCAGGGACCAAAGCCAGGUUUAAAAAAAAAAAAAAAAAAAAAAAAAAAAAA